Pieris brassicae (large cabbage white) is the source of this 8066-nucleotide messenger RNA. It is a transcript of the gene AGO1, whose product is annotated as protein argonaute-2. The transcript is spliced from 14 exons. Gene Ontology annotation, molecular function: protein binding; RNA binding. The record is from RefSeq and is a predicted model, not a curated record. NCBI's taxonomy places the organism in Eukaryota, Metazoa, Arthropoda, Insecta, Lepidoptera, Pieridae. The coding region runs from base 148 to 2910 and encodes 920 amino acids.
UCACCACCUGUAACUGAUGGCAGAUACAUGUGGCCUUAGCAUGUGGUAUCGGAAAAAAGUUUGUAGAUAUACAUUCUUAUCUGUUAUAAUUUUGAGGACAUUUUUCGAGGUGAUAUUUAUGGUUAUAAUGAUGGAGUAACAUCUCGAAUGAAUGGCUGGCCCAAAAAUAUAAUCACUCCAGCGGGGGAGGCGAGUGCAGGGGCGGUAGGAGUUACAGGUGUUGCGAGUGCUACACCUGGAGCAACUGCGACUAGUCCUGGUGCUGCCAGCGUAGCUGCUACAACUGGAGCGGUUCCUGCUGGCGUGGCCACGGCGACUGGAGGCUUAUCACUCGUUUCGCCUGUCGCCCCGACACCAGACAUGCCAGAUGUUCUUACCUGUCCACGGCGACCUAACUUGGGUCAUGAAGGCCGUCCUAUUAUGCUUCGUGCCAAUCAUUUUCAAAUAUCCAUGCCUAGAGGAUUUGUACAUCAUUAUGAUGUUAAUAUACAACCAGAUAAAUGUCCAAGAAAGGUCAAUAGAGACAUUGUUGAUACAAUGGUACAUUGCUAUAAUAAAAUAUUUGGUACUUUAAAACCAGUUUUUGAUGGUAGAAACAAUUUAUACACUAGAGACCCUCUGCCAAUUGGUAAUGAUAGAGUUGAAUUAGAAGUCAUUUUACCAGGAGAAGGUAAAGAUAGAGUGUUUCGAGUGACUAUUAAAUGGGUUGCACAGGUGUCAUUAUUUGCAUUAGAAGAGGCACUAGAAGGUCGGACAAGACAGAUACCUUAUGAUGCAAUUCUUGCUUUGGAUGUUGUGAUGAGGCAUUUACCCUCCAUGAUGUACACACCUGUAGGAAGAUCAUUUUUUUCAUCACCAGAAGGAUACUAUCAUCCACUUGGUGGAGGUCGUGAAGUAUGGUUUGGUUUCCACCAGUCUGUUAGACCCAGUCAAUGGAAAAUGAUGUUGAAUAUUGAUGUGUCGGCAACUGCAUUUUACAAAGCUCAGCCAGUUAUAGAAUUUAUGUGUGAAGUGUUGGAUAUAAGAGAUAUUAAUGACCAAAGAAAACCAUUGACAGACUCUCAAAGAGUUAAGUUUACAAAAGAAAUAAAAGGCCUCAAGAUUGAAAUUACUCAUUGUGGUACAAUGAAACGAAAGUACAGAGUUUGUAAUGUGACAAGAAGACCUGCUCAAAUGCAAUCAUUUCCAUUACAAUUAGAAAAUGGACAAACAGUUGAAUGUACUGUUGCUAAAUACUUCCUAGAUAAAUAUAAAAUGAAGCUAAGAUAUCCACAUUUGCCGUGUCUACAAGUCGGACAGGAACACAAACACACAUACUUACCCUUAGAAGUAUGUAAUAUUGUGCCUGGCCAAAGAUGUAUUAAGAAACUGACUGACAUGCAGACAUCCACCAUGAUCAAGGCCACAGCUCGUUCAGCUCCUGACAGAGAGCGUGAGAUUAACAAUUUGGUUCGACGUGCGAACUUCAACACAGACCUUUACGUGAAAGAGUUUGGACUGACAAUAUCGAAUAACAUGAUGGAAGUACGAGGGCGCGUGUUGCCCUCGCCCAAAUUGCAAUAUGGAGGGCGUGUGUCGUCUCUGGGAGGACAACAAGCAUUGCCAAACCAAGGUGUUUGGGAUAUGCGAGGCAAACAGUUCUUUAUGGGUGUCGAGAUACGGGUCUGGGCGAUUGCUUGUUUCGCACCGCAGAGAACUGUGCGUGAGGAUGCACUAAAGAACUUCACUCAACAGCUACAGAGGAUAUCAAAUGAUGCAGGAAUGCCUAUAAUAGGCCAACCGUGUUUCUGCAAGUAUGCAACGGGUCCUGACCAAGUGGAACCCAUGUUCAAAUACCUUAAGUCGACAUUUGUUCAAUUACAGCUGGUUGUUGUAGUGUUGCCAGGCAAAACACCCGUUUACGCCGAAGUGAAGCGAGUCGGUGAUACAGUACUGGGAAUGGCCACUCAAUGCGUUCAAGCUAAGAACGUGAACAAAACCUCUCCACAGACAUUAAGCAAUCUUUGUCUCAAGAUCAACGUUAAACUUGGUGGCAUAAACUCCAUAUUAGUGCCUUCCAUACGUCCUAAAGUAUUCAACGAGCCGGUAAUAUUCCUUGGGGUAGAUGUGACACAUCCACCGGCCGGUGAUAAUAAGAAGCCGUCCAUUGCGGCAGUAGUGGGUUCAAUGGAUGCCCAUCCCUCGAGAUACGCGGCAACUGUACGAGUGCAACAACACAGUGAGAAUGACAGGCAGGAAAUCGUACACGAGCUGAGCAGCAUGGUACAAGAAUUGCUGUUAAUGUUUUACAAGAGCACCGGUGGUUUCAAGCCUCAUAGGAUCAUUAUGUACCGAGACGGGAUAUCUGAGGGACAAUUCAUACAUGUACUCCAGCAUGAGCUUACGGCUGUGAGAGAGGCUUGUAUCAAGCUGGAGGCGGAAUAUAAGCCUGGUAUCACAUUCAUAGUCGUACAGAAGCGUCACCAUACGCGUCUGUUUUGUGCGGAUAAGCGAGAGCAGUCCGGCAAAUCCGGAAACAUUCCGGCCGGGACCACCGUCGACCUGGGCAUCACACACCCUACCGAGUUCGACUUUUAUCUAUGCAGUCACCAGGGCAUACAGGGCACAUCUCGUCCAUCCCACUACCACGUGCUAUGGGACGACAACCACUUCGGUUCUGACGAGCUGCAGUGCCUGACGUACCAAUUGUGCCACACGUACGUGCGUUGUACGCGCUCCGUGUCGAUCCCUGCGCCCGCGUACUACGCACAUCUCGUCGCCUUCCGCGCCCGAUACCACUUGGUCGAGAAGGAACACGAUUCGGGUGAAGGCAGUCACCAAUCCGCCUGUAGCGAGGAUAGGACCCCCGGAGCCAUGGCGAGAGCUAUUACCGUACACGCGGCUACCAAGAAGGUCAUGUACUUCGCUUAGUAUGUUAAGUCAUACGGGGGAUUGCGGCCGCUACAAACAUAUAUCGGAAAUGUAAACAGCGAAAAUGCUUUAAAGUUAACAUGUCUGUUUAUAAUGAGAACUAAGUAAGCAAUUGUGUAAAAUCAACGUCAAUAGUUAGUAUAAAAAUUAGUUUAGCGCAUCACCACCAGAGGCGCUGUAAGAUUUGUGUGUGAAGAUUGCAUUGCCUCUUGUUCAGGCAGACGUGUUUUGUGUUUACGUUUAGUACGUCUCUCUAGAAUGGUAAUACUUGGUACUAUUUCAAACGUCAUACUGUAGUAACGUUUUUUAGAAUUUCAGUUUUUAUUGUUUAAGCGUGCAGUACUCAGCUCUCUCAUGUUAUAAAAUGAGACAAAACACCCAUCAACGUACGUUUAUGAAUAGGGCCGUAUUUUAGAUGUACGACGUAUGAACAAAGCACGCGAUAGCCUUAUAUUAAAUGUAAAAAAUAAAAGAAAUGAAAUGUUUUGCUUUAUUGUGCUAAAUGUGUGGUAGCAAUUAAAGGUGUUGUAUAAAAUUAUAAAUAUUUUGGGAUUUUAACAUAUUUUCGAAGAUAUACUGAGUGGUAUAUCGUCUUAAUAGAAUGUUUUAAUUUGUUUUUAGCAAGGGUGACAUGUUCAAGUGCACCAAAAGAAUAAAACUAGUUUCAAAGAGCUGAACCGAUACCCUAGUUAAAACAACAUUAAUAUUUUUUAUGAAAACAAAUAAUCUGUUUAAAUACAUUUACGAUUACUAAGAACCUUCUGUAAGAGGUUUGUUCUCAUCUGAAAUUUUGAAAUGCCUUAACUAAUUCUGGUGUAGUGAAGAUAACGUCAGACAAAACGUGUCUUAGUAUGUCUUUGUUACCGUGGUUACAAUUUUUAUUACAUGGAACUUCGUAACCAUGGCAACAAACAGAUUUUAUUCCAUAUUUUAUAAUAGUCGGAGUAAGUUUAUUAUGUAGGUUAAACGAUAUAGAUAUUUCUUCGAUUGUUAAAAAAUAAUUGUUAAAGUACUUUUUAAGAUUGACUUACAGUACCAAAACCAAUAACCAUAUUUUCGAGCUGUAUUGCCACCCGAGGAGCACCCCGGCUGAGCACCAAUGUACUUUCUGUCUAUGUUCACAUUUAAUACGCGCACGUUAAGAAAAACAAUUGAACACAAAACAGAUACAGAUAUGAGGGCCUGACCUAAAAGGAUCUAAAAGAAGCACCAUUGGCUUUUUUUAACCAUAUUUUGUUGAAUUUUUAAUUGAAUUUAAUUUUACGUUGUGUCGUUGAAUUCAUUUUUGUCUCUAGCCGUCAGCAAUGUUUCGUACAAAACAGGCAUAACGUUCUACCUAAAAUGGUAGACAUUGAAAAAAUCGAAAUCAUUUCUUAGCAUUCUUAGGUUUUCCAGCUUAAAGAGGUAGCUUCUCAACUAUUAUGGUUGCUAAGAAUGCAUCUAAAAUGGCGGAUCUUUCUAAAAUAUAUAAGAUAUUUGCAAUAAUAUAAGCGGAGUAUAUAUUACAUAGUGUAUAUUUUACAAUUGUAAUAAAUUAAUAACAACGCAGCCUUUACGUUAAAAUGAUGUAAUGUAUUACCUUAAGCGUUAAGUAACGAUUACUUAAACAAAUAUUAAGUAAUACAAUUUAUUAAUAUUUUAGGAAAUAAUCUCCUUGCGAAUAGAAUGAGUACGAUGAAUAUUAAUGUGCAUUUUAUGAAAAUUGUUUUGGUAAGGAUUAUCCAUUUUAUCUAUUUUCAAUUAUGAAACCCGUUCUUAGGUUUGUGUUCCCGAAUAUAUAUUAAAAUCAAAUCGAGUUUCGGGAUAUCAAUUAUUAUUUCUGUAGUUUCAGGUUUCUGAGAUCCAGUAAUUGACAUUUCAUUUUACGUGAAGUGACAAGAACACUUGAACGACCGAAGAUACAAUGUUAUGUUCUUGCACAUACUCUCGACACCAAUUAUGUUCCAGAUAAUUAGUUUAAUGCAGAUUAAACAAUUUAAUCGAAUUUUGUCAUCUGGAUCUUUUAAUUGCUAUACAAAAAAUAACACGAACGUGACAAGAUGUCGUGGGAAAACUCGUUUUGUUACGAAUACAUUUUUUAAAACUAUGAAUCGCGUUUAACAUUAGACGUAAAAUUAAGCACAAGACAUCGGUCUUAAGUUGUAUUCAUAAAGCCAACUAUGUCUUAAAAUAUAAAGAUAUUUUGAUCUCCAGAUAAUAUUUCAUGUGCCACGUAAUAUAUUAGAAGAUCGUUCUGGAGGUCGUUUCGAUACCGAGGAUUAGUUCUAGCAAUAAGUAAUUUAAAUAAAGCCUAUUCUUAAGUAGCGUAAGUGUUAGAUGAUUAGUAAAAUAUGCAAUAUUACACUUAUUUCAAGACCACUCCCCCUCCAUACCAAAAGUAAGGUACUCUACCGCCUUUAGUCGUAAGUGAUAUUUUUUUUUUAUUUUAGCUAUCUAUGGAUUUAAUAUUUUGUAAUAACUGAUAUGAAAUAUCGAUAGAUUUAUUUUAUGGCAUGUAGUCAAAUUUAUAAUCGACUCAAAAAUUCGAUCUAGUAAACUCUAUAUAGCGACGCUAAAGGUAUUUUCUGGCGAUAUAAAAAGUAUAUGGAAAGAAUCAUUAGUGUAUGGACCUGGCAACCCCACAAAAGUCGAGCAAUUUCGGCGUUUUUGGGAGUCAAGCGACGACGUUAUAUGGAGUUUGCGCUGUAUUUUAAUCAAUUUUUUGCUCUUCGUCACCACAUCAAUAAACUAAAAUUAUAUUGUGUUCAAAAUCAUGUAUUCAUUUAAGUAACACAAUGUACGCUUAUGAACGUCAUUAAGAAAUAACAUUUGGAUAAGGCUUCGUGCGUCGUAGAGUAUGUGUAGUAGGUAGAAGAUAUUUUUUAUAUUGCACUUUAUUGUGUAAACGUUUAAGAUUUCAGCAAAUAAGAUUUUGAUAUAGAUAAUAAUAGAUUCCAAAUUUCUUCGUGCAGGGUAUUUCGUUGAAAUAACGGUCCUUAUUCGAAAGAGACUACUGUCUUCAUAUUUAAAUGUAGCACUCCAAACGUGUAUUGAUAUACUAUUGUUAUAAAUUUCAAUUACAUUUUGUAGUUGCGCUUAAAUUAUUAUAAUAUAAAGUUUAGAUAAUAUUCUUUAUAAGCAUCGCGCAAAGGAAAGUUAUUAAAUUAAUAAUAAUAAUCAUUAAUAUGUAAUGAACUUUGGUUGUAUUUUUACAAGGGCUUUGUUAAAUGUAAGAAUUGUUUUUAAAUUCUAAUAUACAUAUUUUGGUAAUGUCAGCAUAUCAAAGCAUAACAAACAUUGUCAUGAAUUACAGUUGUGAUAUAAAUGCAGUUGUUUCUCAAUGUCAAACCGAUAUCUAAAAUGUUCUUAGGCUAUUAUUCAAGACGUUAGUUCUCAUGACAACAGGACAGCAAAAUAAUGAAAAGUUCGGACAUGUCUUUGAAUCUUAGGCUCGGAAAUGCGAGCGUAAUUUAAGAAUAUACAUUUUUAAGUAUCAAGAUGGUCAUGGUUAUUUCGAAAAAAAUCCUAAUAUUAGGGAAGUUUCAUUUACUAUCCAUGUUGAGGCAAAUAAAUUAUUAUGAAAUAAUAUUUUUUUUAAAUGGUCGCCAAUAAGAAAUAACAAAAAACCAACAAUGUCCCAAUAGAUUUUUAAUGUUUGCUACAAAUAAAACAAUCAUCAUAGUUUUGUUUUUCAUUGUACGAUUAGCUGUCAUUUAAGAACUUGAUUUAUUUGUUAUUAAUAAAAAUUCGAUGUUUAUUUAUAAGCGUGUAUAUUUCUUAAGAGUUCAAUAAAUUACAGUUGAAUUUGUAAUUAUAAUUAGGCAACACGAAUGAAAAGUAUUCAUUAGUUUGCAAAGACCCAAAUGCACAUCGUACGUAACGAUUCUGAAAUUAUUACGCAGUUAAAAAUUUAGCUUUUAUAAAUAUAUUAAGUCUCGAUUAAUCAAUUGACAUGGAACAAAAAUUGUUUAUAAACGUUUGUAACGGAGAAUAUAUCACCGUUUUAAUUUCACGAAUUGAAAAUUUUUAUAGUUAAAAUUACAAUAAGCUCAAAUCUUAAAUGCGUUUUGAAAUCAACUUUACCUCAAGGAUUUCUAUUGUAUGGACAAGUAAAGUUGUACAAUAUUACACCUAAAACUGUGGUAGACGCAUUUAAGUUUUAGGAAUAUUGUGCAGUUACUAAUCAUGUUCUUUAAUUUUUUUUAUUGCGCUCUCAACUCUUGCUUUGCUUAUGAAAGGUAAUAAUUAUGUAUAAAUAACUCGUAGCUCACGAUGGACAUAUUAUAUGUAAUAGGAUAAAAUUAAAUCUGUUUCUUUUAUUCAUUUUCUAAUAUUAUGGAGGUAAGUUUUAUUUUUCUAUGUCAACUAACUAAUUAAAAAUUCUUCCGCCUAUAGACAGCUAUUCCUAUAGUUAAAAGUUAGAAAUACCCACUAAAAUGCUUUUUAUGUUGAAGAUGUCCAAAGGACAACAAAUUUUGUUAAAGCUGUAGGUAAAAUAAAUUGUGUAAUUAAAAGCCAGUAUCCUUUUAAUACAUAACUUUAUUUUUCAUUUAAAAUGUAUGUAAAUAAUGGAAACACUUAUACGGAAAGCUAAGCAUCUUAUAAAAAUAUCUUUUUGAACUGCUCUUAACAUCGGACAAGUACAUAGACAUUGACUCCAACAAGUAUAAUUGUGUAUAUAAAAUUCUUUGCAAAGCUAAUAAUUGGUACAACGUGCCCCAUCAUAUUUUUCCAUUUAUAUUCAUUUAAUUUUUGUGUUGGAAUGCAAAUAUACGCCAAGAGACCAUUUACCAAAUUCAUUUAUUGCUAAGCCCACACCGCAGUCACAUAAGACCCUGAACACAAUAAUCUUAACUCUAGCAUAAUUAUUGUGGGGUUUACAGUGUUCAAUAGGUGAAGUAAAAUCUCCUGUUAAUCUUAAAUGUUUUCCAAUCAUGCAGAAAUGCAAGAUUAAUUAUUUAAAUGUCGAUGUCCUCAAAAUAGUAAUAGUAAUACUUUUGUUAUUAAGUACGAGUACCUUUAGAGAUUUCAGGCCAAUUUAAAUAUUGAUAAAAUUCAUAUAACAUAUUUCAACUCAUAAAAAUUUUGUACUGGAAAACAUUAAGAUGAGGAUUGCUACUAACGAGUGUGUAAUUGACAUGGCUCAUAAAUUUUAGGUCGGUAGAAACACUUGUCAG